Messenger RNA from Nezara viridula (southern green stink bug), 436 nucleotides. The record is from the annotation of a GenBank genome assembly. NCBI's taxonomy places the organism in Eukaryota, Metazoa, Arthropoda, Insecta, Hemiptera, Pentatomidae.
UGGCCUUGUGAGCUGGAGAAGAAUCCUGCUGGAAAACCAAAUGAUUUCUAGCAAACAAAGUAUCAUUUAUAGGCUUGACAACAUUUUUGUGUUUCUAUCAGAGCCAACUCCUCACCAACCAUUAUUGAGGAAGGGUGAUGACCUCUUUCCACUUUUCUAAUGACUUCAUGGGCUUCUUUAGAGCUAUGUGGGUACACACGAUAAUUUUGGCGAAUAAAUUUUUCUUCAAUUAUAAACAUUUUCUCAACACUAAACAAAAUCUUUCGAUGAAGACCAUUGGUGUAACGGCCAAGGAGCACUUUGAAUUUAUCUACACUAAUUUAUUUUAGAGAAGUGGUUAGCCUUUGGCCUGUCAUUCUUCGAAACGUACCUAUCCUAAGGUCACUUUUUAUCAUGCAAACAUUGAUCUGACAGAUAUUGCCGUUUCCCGAGAUAU